This is a messenger RNA of Paracoccidioides lutzii Pb01, 1935 nucleotides long. RefSeq lists its product as hypothetical. The transcript has 4 exons. Bases 1 to 1935 code for a protein of 644 amino acids. The record is from RefSeq and is a predicted model, not a curated record.
AUGAGUGAGUUUGACUCUCCUCAGGUCUUAGACUGGGAGGACGACCUGCCAGACAAUGUUUGUUUUCGCCUCCCGGGCUUUACACUCCCCCUUAACUGGGAACCAACACCGUCGGGCACGCCCGGUUCAACGCCGCGUGCCAGCAUUGAUGGAAGACCGUCAGGGCUUCGUAUCCUUCACAUCCAAGGCAUCCCGCGCGGGAGAUUCCCCAGCGCAUUGAGCUAUCAGGAUGCUCUUGAUGAUACCUUGAGAUACCCAGCCUUAACGAUUCGAGAGAAUAAGAUGGUCCAUAUUAUGAAUGAGAUCACAGAUAGACUUAACUGGAAUGUAUCCGACGAUGGCGUUGUUGAUAAGUGGCACAAGGAAAUGCUGUCAGGAGAAUAUGGCAUUUCUGAAGCCAUGGCGAAGUGGGUAAUUGAUGAACUUCGUUACAAAACAAGGAUUUUCCACGAAUAUGGGCUUGUGGAUGUAUUCAAUGGAGGAGUGGUAAAAUCCGACACUGCUGUACCGAUAUCUGUCAACCAGUCGUUGAGAACGGGGGUUCGCAAACUUGAAGAUGUGCCCGAGAAUCUCAAGGAUUAUCAUCCUUCAACAGAUAAAAAGGUCCUCGGUCUAGUUCACCCAUCGCUUUUCCCCCUGGUGUAUGGCCGGUCACGUAUCUUAAAGGAGAAGAUAUUAGGACUUGAUGAUUGCAUUCCCAGCAGCGGCCUAGGAGAAACACUUCCAGUUCCGCGUAGCAAAUACACGGUGUUUGACGAAAAGCUGGAUAGCCAUUCCGGAUGGGCAGGUAAAUUUUGGGAAGAUAGGAUAUACAGUCAAAAGUUCCAAUGGCUACCUUGUAAUGUUACAUUUUUUGACGAGAAGGGCUCUUAUCUCUCCUUGGAUCCUAAGGACCCAUCCAAAGUUGCCGCAACAUCUGUUGCUCCGCCUUGUCGGAUAACAAGCUACAUCAACAACCUCCACCCUAACAAACAUCGAGAUUUAUACGGAACGAUUGAGCAGGUGGUUUCCCGAGCAAUACCGUUAUGGAAUAGAACUUUGUCGUCUCUGAGCGCCGAAUACACUCGACGGAUUAACUACGAUAUAUGCAUCAAGGAAAGCUCGCACAGAUCCCCCGGUCAAGAUGGAGAUGGAUUCAAAAAACCGAAACGAUCAGUGACCAAAUCGGGAUACGUAUUACCCGAACCUAGAAGGUUUGGGCCGACAAUGACACCGUCACUGUCCCCUGGGUCAGUUGAUCUAAAAAAGCAAUACGGCAACACCGGUUUUCAAGUGAUAGUAAAACUUGAAAAUAUCCAUCUUACCCCCGAGAAACCCAAAUAUGACGGCGUCUCCUGGCAUGUUGAGGGUCAGCUUAAUGAACACAUCUGCGCAACCGCCCUCUACUACUACGAUAACCACAACAUCACAACUAGCUACAUCAGCUUCCGUCAACAAUGCGAUACGAACCCACACAUUAAAGACACCCGCGGUGAAGACCCAAACACAUUCCUCCCUGAAAUCUUCGGCAAACAGACCUUAUCCUCCGCCACCCAAAUCCCCGGUAGCGUCCAGUGCUCCGAAGGCCGCCUCCUAACCUUCCCCAACACGCUUCAGCACCGUGUGGAACCCUUCGAGCUGGUCGAUAAGACACGACCAGGUCACUGUAAGAUCCUCUCCCUUUUCCUUGUGGACCCGCACAUCCGCAUCAUUUCGACAGCAAAUAUUCCCCCGCAGCGCCGCGAUUGGUGGACAGAGCAUCUCGAGUCGACGGGGGCGUUGAAGAAGUUACCGAAGGAGUUGGUGGAUAUGGUUUUUGGCAGUGAUAUCAAUUUUCCGUUUAGCAUGGAGGAGGCUAAGCGGUUGCGAGUGGAAUUGAUGUCGGAAAUGGCGGCCAGGGCUACAGAGCAGGAUAGUCAUUUUAGGUAUAGGGAGUUUUCGGUUGUUAAGCGGUAG